AUGUCCGAGGUCAGCGAGUGGUGGCUGGUUGCGUGCUUGCUUCACAAGCUCACCAUGGGCUUCGCCGUGAUCGGCGUCAUCAAUGCUGUGCUGAUGCAAGAAACUUUCAAAGUCGCCUACUUGGACGACACCGUCAUGGUGCGCGAGAAGAUGCGCACGAUGCGCGCGCACGUGGCCAAGAUGUCCGAGCUCUUCCACGAAGCGGACACCUCCGGAGAUGGAAAGCUCGACUUUGAGGAGUUCAAGCAGAUCCUCAAGAAGCACGAGGUCAAGGUUUGGCUCUCGGCGAUGGAGUUGGACGUCAGCAACGUCGAGGAGCUCUUCACCAUGCUGGACACAGGUCGUGAUGGCAGGCUGUCGGCGGAUGAGCUCGUCCAGGGCGUCUCGCGGCUUCGGGGCUCCGGCCGCGCCCAGGACGUCCGGAAGAUCUUGGAGAUGAGCGAGCAGAUCAAGACUGGCCUCAGCGAGCUGAGCCUCACAGCCGCGGUGCACCGCGAGCACGUCCCGCGAGAGCACGAAGCGCGAGAGCUCGAUCUGCCAGAUGUUCGCCAGGUGGUGGCCAUCAGCGUUUGA
Messenger RNA from Symbiodinium natans, 573 nucleotides. NCBI's taxonomy places the organism in Eukaryota, Dinophyceae, Suessiales, Symbiodiniaceae. The record is from the annotation of a GenBank genome assembly.